UCCAGUAUCAACAGCCCUUUGUAUUAAGGGCAAUAACGCUCCUCUAUAAAUCUAAUAAUUAAAUAAAAUCGAAUUUACGAUGAUUUUUUGGGCGAUCUGUUUAACUGCACUUGUGUGGACCACAACUAAAUGUGAACCACCAGUUAACAGCUAUCUACCUCCAUCUGGUAGUAAUUCCAGACCAUCUUCUCAAUAUGGCACACCAGCUCUAGAUGGCCAAAGGGGCCAGGGCCAGCCUCAAUCUCAAAGAUUCCAAAAUCAACCUUCCAAUAGCUUUAAUGCACCUGGCUCGGGACAAUCCCUGACCUCCGAAUAUGGGGUACCUGGCCAAGGAUCUGGUUUUCCGAGGGGUGGUCAACGUGGAUUGGGGCAGGGAAACAUACCAAGUUCGCAAUACGGAUCUCCAAACGGUUUUGAUGGGCAAUCAUCAUUUGGUUCAGAUGGCAAUCGUCCUCAAACAUCUUACGGUACACCAAAUCAAGGUGGUAAUAACCCAUUUGGAGGCCGUAAUGGCCAAAGACCUGAUGCUGCCUACGGAACACCUGCAAGUGGCUUCCAGCCAUCCGGUGAUUUUGGUUCUGAUGGCUUUUCCGGUUCUAGUUCUCGCCCUGGAAGUAGAGGCCGUCAACCACAGAGAGGCUCGCCUUCGUCAUCUUAUGGAACCCCUGAUUUCGGAGAUGCAUCUGGUUCCGGAUCUGGUUUUGGGUCCGGCGGUGGAUUUGGAGGUGGUCGUGGAGGUGGUCAAGUGGGCAGCCAAGGAUAUCCUCGUGGUGGUGCAGGUGCUAAUGCGUUUGCCGGUGCUGAAGCUGGUUAUCCGCGAGGUCCCGGUUCUCAAGGUACUUCUGGUGGUUUCGGACGAAACACACCGGGUGGUCAAGGAGGAAACGUCCCUGGAGCUGGGUAUCCCGGUCGCGGCCAAGGUCAGGGAGGAUCUGGCUUUGGACCAGGCGGUGACGACGAAGGUUAUCCAAGUGGUGGACCAAACGGACCCAGAGGUUCUGGAUAUUAA
Messenger RNA from Pieris brassicae (large cabbage white), 1009 nucleotides. It is a transcript of the gene resilin, whose product is annotated as glycine-rich cell wall structural protein 1.0-like. The transcript has 4 exons. Bases 80 to 1009 code for a protein of 309 amino acids. NCBI's taxonomy places the organism in Eukaryota, Metazoa, Arthropoda, Insecta, Lepidoptera, Pieridae. The record is from RefSeq and is a predicted model, not a curated record.